Molecule: messenger RNA, 8732 nt
Organism: Salmo salar (Atlantic salmon)
Lineage: Eukaryota; Metazoa; Chordata; Actinopteri; Salmoniformes; Salmonidae
Source: RefSeq, a predicted model, not a curated record
UAUGCUCACGGCUGUAGGAUUAGAGACGUUUAGGGCAUUUUCGAGAAACUCACGUCUUGCAGUUUACAUGGCACAUAAUACACGUAUUAGUAAAACCUACGUUGUACCUCUUGAUAUUUUGUUUAGUUCAACAUGCGUAAAACGCGUGCAAAUGAACACAUUGGAACGCUUCAUUGCACCGGACGAAUGGAUUAAUUCUGCGCUGGCGGAUGGUCAAUGGAAGCCAGUGGAAAACGCUGUACAUUUGAUCUCAAGAAAGUGCAGCCUUUUAUUAAGCACAACGAAUGCAUCGCAGAGAGCAUUUCGUUCAGAGAAGGUAUCAUAGAGUAGCAAAUCCUUUUUGGGAGACUGUUCAGCAACUGUUUGGCUAUUUGAUCUUAUGCGCGCAAGUAUCGCGCUAACUUAUUACAUCAAAUGGAUUCAUUAUUUAAUUGUCUUCAACAGUCUCAGUUUGGUGCGCAUGGUUGGCUACAUUUGAAAGAGUCGUGAUGGUGGAUUAGAAUAAUUGGACGGACACUUACUGUUAACACGUUUGUGCGUAAUUGAACAGAGGAAUUUAUAACGAAAACCGGCAGUGGCCUUUCUCUGUGCUUGGGGAGAAUCGGAGUGGGGGACACGCAGACGAUUUAAUGUUUGCCACAAUAUUGGUUUAUUCCCAUUGACGUAAACAAGAACAUACAACUCUGUAAUAUUAAUUUAUAAUUACUCUCAAAUUUCAAUGCGUAAAAUGUGAAUUAUGUAUGCAAAUAAGGAAGACCUGAAGUUUGUUCUAUCCCAAAGAGCUUUCAUUGACGUUGACUGCCAUUCAAAUUUCCUUCAAACGCACGUCCUUCACCCGCAGACCUAUUUCAUCACUUUCACAUUUUAUUUGCUGUCAGUGAGUGGAUACCAAUUUUGCACAAUAGGAGCAACAUUUAAUAGAAACAUUUAAUCUAGUCUAUCGUCAUUGCAUCUAUUUACAAAGGCAACCGUAGGCUAUGUCUAAAUGCGGGUUUAAAGACCCCUAUUCCAAAGCAGUCGUGCAAAUGGCUUCAUUCCCUGACUCCGACUUGAAGACAUGCCCCCUAUGCAAAGAACUGUGCCGCUCCUCUGCUCCGCUCUCCUCCAACUCGUCUACCUCCUCGUCCUCAUCUCAUACCUCAACUAGCUCAUCUACCUCAUCCUCCAGAAGGCUCCACGUCCUCCCAUGCCUCCAUGCCUUCUGCAGGCAGUGUCUGGAGGACCAGCGGAACCCCGGAGACCCCUUGAAACUCCGGUGCCCGACUUGUGACCAAAAGGUUCUAAUGCCCGUAUCAGGAGUAGACGCCUUGCCCUCGUCAAACUUUUUAUUUAGCAACAUGUUGGAUGCCGUGGUAAAUUCGUCUGAGGAGCAAAUCAACAAUACUGUUAGUAGCAGGGGCAACAACUUGUCUCACAGACAUAGCAGAGCGCCCCUGUGCAGCUCUUGCAACGAGGGCAACCCCGCUACCUCUCACUGCCGAGACUGCCAGGAGUACCUUUGUAACAACUGUGUAUGGGCACACCAGAGGGUCCGGCUUACCAAAGACCAUUUCAUUGAUGGACUAAUGGAGAGUCUGUUUCACCAGCACCUGGGGAACCGAACCAACAACUCUAACACUCCUACUGCCACUCUGAGCCGGUCCCCGAGCUACUCUCUACUCCCUGUCUUUCAGGACAGGCUGAGUUUCUGCCAGGAGCAUGACAAUGUGGUUAUGCAUUUCUUCUGUGAUACGUGCUCUGUGCCUGUCUGGGGGGAGGGCAGUGUGGGUUGUCACUCGGGCCACAGCCUCCGCUACCUCCAGGAUUCCCUGCAGGACUCCAGGACCCUCACCAUCCAGCUGCUGGCAGACGCCCAGCGGGGCAGGCACGCUGUACAGCUGAGCAUUGAGAAAGCCCAGGCCGUUGCCGAGCAGGUGGAACUGAAGGCCAUGGUGGUCCAGUCAGAGGUCAAAGCCAUCACAGAGCGUCAUAAGAAGGCCCUGGAGGAACGAGAGUGUGAACUGCUGUGGAAAGUUGAGAAGAUCCGUCAGGGGAAAGCCAAGUCCCUCUAUCUCCAGUUAGAGAAGCUGCACCAGAACCUCACAAAGCUGGACAUGACCAUCGCUACAGUAACCCAGGUCCUAGAGAAGGGCAGUAGUCUGGACCUGCUGCUGGCCAGAGAGAGCAUGCUCCUCCAGAUCACAGAGCUUAAGGCCCUCAGGGAGCUGUUACUACCGCAGGAUGAUGAUCGCAUCCUGUUCACCGCCCCCGACCAGACCUUGCUCCUCGCCAUCCAGUCCCUAGGUCUGGUCAGCUCUGGGGCCUUCGCCCCCCUCACCAAGGCCCAGGGAGAGGGGCUUUGUCGGGGCUUGCAGGGUAAGCAGGCUUCCUUCACUGUGGUAGGGUAUGAUCAUGAUGGAGAGCCCAGGUUGUCUGGGGGGGACGGUGUGUCAGCUGUGGUGGUGGCGCCAGAUGGUAACCUGCUAAACGCUGAGGUGUCCGACCAUCAGAACGGGUUGUACACGGUCAGCUACCUGCCCAAGGUAGAAGGAGAACAUCUGGUGUCAGUCCUUAUCUGCAACCAGCACAUCGAAGGCAGCCCCUUUAAAGCGCUGGUCAAGUCUGGCCGUAGCUAUGGAGGUAUCCCCUUGCCGGCGGCGUCUUUCGGCAGGGAGGGGGACGGAGACGGGCAGCUGUGUCGCCCCUGGGGGGUGUGUGUGGACAAAGAGGGCUACAUAAUCGUAGCUGACCGAAGCAACAACAGGGUGCAGAUCUUCAAGCCGUGCGGUUCCUUCCACCACAAGUUUGGUACGCUGGGCUCCAGACCAGGCCAGUUGGACCGACCAGCUGGGGUGGCCUGCGACAGCCAGAGGAGAAUCAUCGUUGCCGACAAGGAUAAUCACCGCAUCCAGAUCUUCACCUUUGAAGGCCGGUUCCUCCUCAAGUUCGGGGAGAAGGGAACCAAGACCGGUCAGUUCAGCUACCCCUGGGACGUGGCGGUCAGCUCGGAGGGAAAGAUCCUCGUCUCAGACACCCGGAACCACCGCAUCCAGCUCUUCAGGCAGGACGGCACCUUCCUCAACAAGUACGGCUUUGAGGGGGCUCUAUGGAAACACUUGGACUCCCCUAGGGGUGUGGCCUUUACUCAGGAGGACCACCUGGUGGUGACAGACUUCAACAACCACCGUCUGCUGAUCAUCCGGUCGGACUGCCAGUCGGCCCGCUUCCUGGGAUCAGAGGGAACCGGUAACGGUCAGUUCCUGCGACCGCAGGGCGUAGCAGUGGACCAGGAGGACCGCAUCGUGGUGGCCGACUCCCGGAACCACCGGAUCCAGGUGUUCCAAACCAAUGGUAAUUUCUUAUGCAAGUUGGGGACUCAGGGUAGCAGCUUUGGACAGAUGGAUCGCCCGUCGGGUAUAGCUGUUACUCCAGACGGAAGGAUUGUUGCCGUGGACUUUGGAAACAACCGAAUCAUUAUGUUCUAGGCUAGGCAGUUUGUCUACUGGUUUGCAAAGAAAGAAACAUUGAAGAGGAGAUUUUGAAACACACCCAUCAGAUGCAAAUGUCUUUGUGAGCAAAUGGAGACAGUAAUAUUGAAACUUGACCUUUUCUCUCAGUUAUUACCUCUAUUUUGAAAGAGCAAAUCAAUGCAGUACAUGAACCAAUGCCAACAUGGGGUUAUUGUCAUAAGCUGACAUUUUGAACCCUAUCGUAGGCCUUCUGUGACAGUAUCUGUCUCGAUAGUUGUCUUUGCUCCUGAUGUGUGUGUCUAAAUCUCUGAUUUUCUCAGGGAAUUUCUUGCAUUCUUGAAAGAUUUCCACUGCAUCAUACCUACCUCAUGUAUCUGUGUAUGAAUGUACUCCUUUAUUAUUUGAUGCAGAGAUUUCGCCAGUGGAGUUUUGAUGAAGUAACUACCUCAAUGCAAGAGAAAAGUAUAGUUAAUUAACAUGAAGCAACAUUUGGUUGAUAUUUGCACAGAAAGCGCGCACACAUUUUCUGUAAUUGUUACUGUGCACAUAAAGCGUGUGAAAUCCCAGAAUGUUGCUGAGAACAAUGUAUAAUAAUGACUCGGUGUUACAUACAUGUGGAAACGUGGAGUCAGACGUUUCUUAUAAACUCAGCAACUGUUAUUUUUCCAUUUUGUUUUUGAAUAUGCCUCCAUACCUCUGUAAAACCUUUUUACCUCAUGUCACGACCACAUAGUACCUCAGAACUCCAGUGUCCUCAGGUCUAUAGUACGGUUGAGUCCCAAAUGGCACCCUAUUCCCUAAAUAGUGCACUACAUUUGACCAGAGCGCUAUGGACCCUGGUCAAAAGUAGUGCACUAAAUAGUGAAUAGAUUGUAAUCUGAGACUCUAAAAUGGAUUCUCUCCACAAAAUGGCUGCUGCCAGUUUGCUAUAGGCAGGUUUAAUAUUUGAUAUCAGUGACCAUUGUCAGUUCAGUCAGUCGUGUGAUUUCAGCUUUAAGGGAAAAAACAUUUAACAAGGAAUUGACCACCUUGAAUUGGGUGAAUCAUCAGAAAGUUAACCCACACCACUGCUGAGUCUAAAUCUAUUUACUGAUAUCCAUUUACAAAUCAAUGAAAUCUGUGUAGACUAACUUACCUAAGAGUAGAGGGGUCUAAGAGUAGUGACGUUUCAUUCUGAUAUGUUUGAAGAACAACGUUUCUGCACAUGUUUGGUGGUUUAGGUUGGCACCCUAAUGAUGCUACCAUGUUCCUUUCUUUGUGAUCGUUGUUUGAAAAGUCUAACGUUGCCUCUGUGCCUCGGCUCUGUUCCCGUCAAAGUCAUCCGUUUAGCUUUUUUCCCUUCAAAAUAGAAUGAGUCAUUCAUGGGAAACCGCUCUGAAAGAGAAUAUUGUUUUAUCCUGGUGGCAAAUAAAAUAAUUUUUAAAAGUAAAACUGACCAGUAAAUUAAAAGUGACAGCAUUGAUGUUGAUCUCCAUUGCCUCCAUAGUAUUUUCAAUAGAUAUUCUCCAUAGUAACCCCUAGCUGCUGGUCAGUUGCCUGAUGACCCACUCAUGUAGCCUACAGAUGGCUGAGUAACCAAAGCAAAAGGCUCCACAUAAUUAGAAUUCCAUCAGCUGCUGCUCCCACACCCACAUUCACCCUGCUCUGAACUGUGAUGGCAGUGAGUCGGUUGGUCACAUUAGACGUUGUAAUUUCAGUCAGCACAGCAGUUCCUCUCUAUUGUACCUCCGUCUGAGAGAACAUAACCAGGUCAUUCAUGGUUCCACAGUGGCUAUUAACUACAGAACAUCAAGAACCAGUAAAAAUGCAAAUGUUAAAAUUGAAUUAGUUUUUUCCCCCCACUUUAGCCUGCCCUGUGUUAUAAGCUAUCUGUUCAUAGCUAUUAAUAUUGUGCUUAUAGCUUUAACUGUUAAAGCCAAGUCCCAGCCUCUACUCCCUGUGUCUCUGACUGCGUCUAAUGGGCCAGUAUUUCCUGUCUGUUGAGCCACAUUGCCACAAGUGCUGGUUUACGAGGAGAGCUCGGUUCUGUUCCAAAUGGCACACUAAUCCCUAUAUAGUGCACUAUUUUUGACCCGAGCUUUAUGAGCCCUGGUCAAUAGUAGUGCACUAAAUAGGGACUAGGUAGCCAUUUGGCACACCGCCCUCCUCUGUGAGUUGGUGAGGCACCAUAGCUGUCGGUCUCCAGCUGCUCUAACCCCCAGAAGAGUUGGAAGGCAUGCCAGACACACCUCAUAUCUCCUUUACCUUAAUAAUCACAGCUGGGUGUACAGGGGGACCAGUGAGACGUUGGGCUCCAGACACUGCUUACUCGGUUACAUCCUCUUGAAGAUUGAACCAAAAUGGCCUCUUUUUAGAUAUUGAGUUUCCAGGUGUUUUAGUGGAUUAUUCACAUUGACACUGUUCCAGUGUUGUAGCUUCUGCCUUUUGUUAUACAGGAGAUAAAUUACACAGUUUCUGGGCCAUUUGUGACCAGCAGGAAAGCCAUUGUGACAAAAACAAACGGUAUAAAUGGACUAUUUGAAGUUUUAUUUAUAAAUGGACUUCAAAUAGUCCAUUUAUACCGUUUGUUUUUGUCACAAUGGCUUUCCUGCUGGUAUGACCCCUGGAAAAUAAAUAUCUAUAUCUAUAUCUAUCUCUAUCAUAAACCAGGCAAGUCAGUUAAGAACAAAUUCUUAUUUACAAUGACAACCCACUGUUCCCCGGUAGGCCAACUGCCUUGUCCAGGGGCAGAAUGACAGAUUUUUACCUUGUCAGCUUGGGGAUUCGAUCCAGCAACCUUUUGGUUACUGGUCCAACGCUCUUAAACACUAGGCAACCUGCUGCCCCAUAUAUAUACCUCAUUAUACAGAAAUAUAUAGGUAUAAUGUACAUCUUUACCUCAGUAUUACUGAGCUACGCCCAUUACCUCAUUGCUGAACUGUUAAUACCUCGUUGGCAUGGUUGCAUUUUUCAAACCUCAGAUGUGUGGUCUUAUAGUGUACUGUUACACUAGAGAAUGGAAAGGGAAGGCUUGGAGAAGUUAUGAACAGUUUGAUCAAGUAGAUUAAACCGAGGACAAUGCUGCUUCAAAUCCACACUGAUCUGAUGUAUUUUCAGUACGUUGUUGGUUCCUAUAUUGUUCCUAUAGUUUGAACUUAAGUUUGCAGUUUCUUAAAAGACCUCAAGGUCUUGACACUUAGAAGACAAGACUUGUAUAUAUUCAUUUUAAUGCAUGAUUCAAAAAGUAAUUGUGAGAAAGAUUUGUCACUGCUUUUUAAUUAUUUUAGGGUUAUAUACAGUUAUAGUAUGUUAGGUUGAGGAGGAUGGCUUCCUUUGACUAUAAGAUAGGCUAUUCAGAAAAUAGACAUACUGGGCCCAAUCAAGUUACCUCAUGAUGUCAAACAACAACACAUUUGCCUUAAGUAUUUCAGUUGGACCCUCAUUAGCUACUGCUAAAGCAGUACAUAACACUAUACUAGUAGAGGACAUUCAACAUGUACUCUGUCUAUACUUCCACAGUUGGAAGUAUCACAAUUAAUCAAGAAAACUACCAAGGGCUUAAAGUAAAUGUAACCUUUUUGUUGAACUUUGUUAUUUACCUGUUUCUGUAUCUGCUGUUUGUUUUUUAUUGUCAGGUUGCAAAAUUCUGGUAACUUCACAGGUUUUCAAGAAUUCCAGGUUGGAGGAUUCCUAGAAUCAGGAGUGGAUAAAGAGGGAGGGAAUCUUCCAAAUGGCAUUUCUGGGAAUUGGGGGAAAGUUUCUUUGCAACCCUAGCCGCAAGUAUACUUUGGGCUCCAUUCGAUCCGUAUGGUGGAAAUUCAGCACUGUAGAGAAAUGAAAGGCAACGUUCCCACAUUUCGUGGAGACUGCAUUCACGGUUAACGCUGCAUAUGUCGACUCAAAUCAGAAAUGUCCUUUUUACAUUUUAAUUGCACUAUAGCGCUGAACUUCGAUACAGAUGAAAUCGAGCCUCAGUCUAUCCAGACUAUUAGAAAUGCUCUGUGUACACUCAUCCACAGUAACUUAUCUGGGUGAUCAGUAUGGGAGGAUUCCAGCAUUAGUACUUUUCCUCUCAUGGAGAUAAACAACAGAAGCCUAUCAGUUCAUAAGAACAUGGUCUUAAAUUGACUACAUGAUCACAGUCUAAGUCGAACUCCGGUAGGUAUAAUGCUAGUGUUCCACGUUUUGAAUAAGCAGCUUUUACCUAUUCUGAUGAAAAAAGUUUUUUAAAUGACAUAAGAUGCUUAAUCGGAUAAUUUUUGAUGGAAAAAAAUAUUGAUUAUGAGGGAGUGGACUCAAACAGAUUUGUUUUACUUUUCCAAUGUAUAAUUUUCGUUGGGGUGUGUCUCAUAGUAUGUGAGGAAAAAUGGCUCAAGGAAAAAAUAUUCUGUAUCAUGACAACUCUAUGGUGUUGUAAAAUAUACAUUAUACUGUCAGAUGUCUCUGAUCCUGAUCCCAGUCAGGCCAUUUCAGCAUGGUGAAUGGGGUUUAUUAAUCAUUUGAUACUUUAGGCCAUUUACUCUGGAAUUGUGUUGAACCCAAAAAAUUCACUGUAUGAAAAACGUUGAGGUUGUUUGACCCUUUUGUGGGGUUUAUAUCACCUGGAGUCAAGCCUAAAUAUUGUGCUGUUUCAUUUGAAGUGAAAUGGAAGGAUGCUCCAUAUGGAUUCCACUUAUGAGUGUUUGAAAGGGAUAGCAGUGAGAUUAGGGGACUCUAAAAGAGUUCUUCCAAUACUCCCUCUUCCCUAUACCCUUUAGUGACUGGUUGGAAGUGUUGGUGUGAGCCCUAAAUGCCACCCUGUUCCCUAGAGCACAGGUGUUAAACUCAUUCCACGGAGGGCUGUUUGUUUUCACUUCUUCCUUGUACUUGAUUGAGGAAUUUAGGUCACCUGGUUGUCUUAUGUUUUAGCAGACGCUCUUAUCCAGAGCGACGUGCAGUACUCUUCUGUACUGGUCCCCCGUGGGAAUGGAUCCCACAACCCCGGUGUUGCUAGUGCCAUGCUCUACCAACUAGACACACGGAACCUGGGUUGUCUAGGUCUUAAUUGAAAGGAAAAACCUGCAGACACUAGACUAGGCCAUCCAUGGAAUGAGUGACACCCCUGCCCUAUAGAGGGCACUACUUUUAACUAGUCCUAUCAAAAGUUGUGCAUUAUAUAGGGACUAGGGUGCGAUUUGGGACUCAGGAAGAAGCAUUCUGAAGGAUGUUAGGCAACUGUUAACCUGCCGUCUGCUUCUCGUCUAUAUGGACUUAACAUUUCCUAUGCAGUUUGGGAUUUCAAUAAAAUGGGAUUCUUGUACCCAA